AUGGCUGAUGGGGUAGAAUUGCAAAACCCGCAUCUUGACUAUUUGGAAACAGACUAUUUGUACCACCUCGGCUUGUCCACAAAAGAUGAUCUUGAAAAACUCUUUUCGGAUGUGCGUUUCGUCUGUAUGGGUGGAACCUCGCAAAGAAUGCUGAGAUUCGCCGAGCAUAUGAAGAGACUGCUAAAUGUCAACCAUAAAGUGCAAGACCUUACCGGACACGGCAGUCGAUUUUCCAUAUUUAAAAUCGGUCCUGUGCUUUCCGCAAGUCAUGGAAUGGGUUGUCCGUCGUUUAGUAUCCUUCUGCACGAGUUACUCAAACUGCUCAAGUACGCGAAGUGUCGAAACAUAACGAUGAUAAGACUGGGCACAAGCGGGGGUGUCGGUGUCGCCGGAGGAACGGUUGUGGUGAGCACAGGGGUAGUCGAUGAUCUUUUAAGGGAGAAUCAUCACUUUCAUAUUCUGGGCGAAGUUGUUGCCAGGCCCUGUACCCUUGACGAAAAACUUGCGGAAACCAUUACAACCCAUGGCCUUGAAAUGUUCCCUGACAUUCCCAUAAUCAACGGAAAAACGAUGUGUGCAACAGAUUUCUAUGAAUCUCAGGGUCGUCUUGAUGGUGCCUUCUGUCACUACGAUUACUCAAGAAAGAUUCAGUUUUUACAGAAGCUACAGGCUCUCGGUGUGCGUAAUAUCGAAAUGGAGGCCUCUUUAUUCGCGGCAAUGUGUGCUCAUGCCAGAGUCCCGGCUGCCCUGGUUUGUGUUACAAUGUUAAACAGGUUGGAGUCUGAUCAAAUGCCUGGAGACGAGAAAUUACAUCUUCAGUGGCAGGACAGACCUUUAAAAGUAGUUGGCGGGUAUAUUUCGAAGGUUUUACGCGGAAAUUGAAGUGUGUGGGUUAGUGACAUGGACUGGGUGCUAUACAGCCCUAUCAAGUAUAGCGAAAAAAAACGCCGUUAAUACAUCUAUUCAUAUACGAAAUCACUGCCAGCCAUGUUAAUAGUCAUAAUAAAUAUGUGAAUUGCUCUGUUCA
This is a messenger RNA of Varroa destructor (honeybee mite), 1027 nucleotides long. Its product is annotated as uridine phosphorylase 2-like. Gene Ontology annotation, molecular function: uridine phosphorylase activity. The record is from RefSeq and is a predicted model, not a curated record. Gene Ontology annotation, biological process: uridine catabolic process; nucleotide catabolic process. Gene Ontology annotation, cellular component: cytosol; cytoplasm. Lineage: Eukaryota; Metazoa; Arthropoda; Arachnida; Mesostigmata; Varroidae.